GCGGCCCAGAAAAGGAGCCCCGGGCUGCCCCAGACAUCAGAGGCGCAGGAUACCUUGAGAAAAUGGCUGAGUAUCUGAGGCUGCCCCACUCCCUGGCGAUGAUCCGCCUCUGUAACCCACCGGUCAAUGCCAUCAGUCCAACUGUAAUCACGGAAGUAAGGAAUGGACUCCAGAAAGCUAGAUUGGACCAGACGAUUAGAGCCAUCGUGAUCUGUGGAGCAAAUGGCAACUUCUCUGCAGGUGCUGAUAUCCAUGGCUUUAAAUUUCCCACUGGCCUCCCAUUAGGAAGCUUGGUAGAUGAAAUACAGCGAUACCAGAAGCCAGUGGUAGCCGCCAUCCAAGGUGUGGCUCUUGGAGGAGGACUAGAGCUGGCCUUGGGCUGUCACUAUCGGAUUGCCAAUGCAAAGGCUCGUGUUGGCUUCCCAGAAGUGACACUGGGGGUUCUUCCUGGUGCGAGAGGAACCCAGCUUCUCCCCAGGGUCGUCGGAGUUCCUGUUGCUCUUGACUUGAUUACCUCAGGAAGACAUAUUUCAACAGAUGAAGCACUCAAGCUUGGAAUUCUGGAUGUAGUUGUAAAGUCAGACCCAGUUGAAGAAGCCAUCAAAUUUGCUCAGACGGUUAUAGGUAAACCCAUAGAACCCCGCAGGAUCCUAAACAAGCCAGUCCCAAGCUUGCCCAACAUGGACAGUGUUUUUGCAGAAGCCAUUGCCAAGGUACGGAAGCAGUACCCUGGCCGCCUGGCUCCGGAGACUUGUGUCCGUUCAGUCCAGGCCUCCGUGAAGCAUCCAUAUGAAGUGGCCAUCAAGGAAGAAGAAAAGCUGUUUAUGUACCUUCGGGGGUCAGGGCAGGCUAGAGCCCUGCAGUACGCCUUUUUUGCUGAAAAGUCUGCAAAUAAGUGGUCGACUCCCUCAGGAGCAUCUUGGAAAACAGCAUCUGCUCAGCCCGUCUCCUCGGUUGGUGUUCUUGGCUUGGGAACGAUGGGCCGAGGCAUCGCCAUCUCUUUUGCAAGGGUGGGGAUCCCUGUGGUUGCCGUAGAGUCAGACCCAAAGCAGCUGGAUACCGCAAAGAAGAUAAUAACCUCCACCUUGGAAAAGGAAGCAUCCAAGAGCGGCCAAGCUUCAGCAAAACCAAACCUCAGGUUCUGCUCAUCCACAAAGGAGCUUUCCAGUGUGGAUUUAGUGAUUGAAGCAGUGUUCGAAGAUAUGAACCUGAAGAAGAAGGUCUUCGCUGAACUGUCAGCCCUGUGCAAGCCGGGAGCCUUUCUGUGCACCAAUACCUCAGCGCUGGAUGUGGAUGACAUUGCUUCUUCCACAGAUCGCCCCCAGCUGGUGAUUGGCACCCACUUCUUCUCUCCAGCCCACAUCAUGAGGCUACUAGAGGUCAUUCCUAGCCGAUACUCUUCCCCUACUACCAUCGCCACAGUUAUGAGCUUAUCCAAAAGGAUUGGAAAGAUUGGAGUCGUUGUUGGUAACUGCUAUGGAUUUGUUGGGAAUCGAAUGUUGGCUCCCUAUUACAACCAGGGCUAUUUCUUGUUAGAGGAAGGUAGUAAGCCAGAGGAUGUAGAUGGGGUCUUAGAAGAGUUUGGUUUUAGAAUGGGACCCUUCAGGGUGUCUGACCUCGCAGGGCUAGACGUGGGUUGGAAAGUUCGCAAAGGGCAAGGCCUUACUGGACCGUCCUUACCUCCAGGAACCCCCUCCCGAAAGAGGGGCAACAUCAGGUACUCCCCAAUUGCUGAUAUGCUCUGUGAAGCUGGGCGAUUUGGUCAGAAGACAGGUAAGGGCUGGUAUCAGUAUGACAAGCCACUGGGUCGCAUCCACAAACCUGAUCCCUGGCUUUCUAAGUUCCUGUCACAGUAUAGAGAAACCCAUCGCAUCAAGCAGCGCUCCAUCAGCAAGGAGGAGAUCCUGGAGCGUUGCUUAUAUUCCCUUAUCAACGAGGCAUUCCGCAUCUUGGAGGAGGGGAUGGCCGCUAGCCCAGAGCACAUUGAUGUCAUCUACUUGCACGGGUACGGGUGGCCAAGGCACAUGGGCGGGCCCAUGUACUAUGCUGCCUCAGUUGGGCUGCCCACAGUUCUAGAGAAAUUGCAGAAAUAUUACAGACAGAACCCUGACAUCCCCCAGCUGGAGCCCAGUGACUACCUGAGGAGGCUGGUUGCCCAGGGAAGCCCUCCUCUGAAAGAAUGGCAAAGCUUGGCAGGACCCCAUAGCAGUAAACUGUGAUUCAGCCUUCUGCAUUUUGCCACAUACGUUGGCAUCUAAUUUCAGUGUGAUUCAUUCCUAAAAUCCAAACAGAUUUCUCUGAAGUACAAAUGAUGAUUGCUGCUGCUGCUGCUGCUGGCGGUGCUAAGUGGCCAGCAAAAGCUCCUCUCUGUGUCUUCCUACCUCAUAAUUCUAAUGGCCAGAUUUCAGGAAUGUGUUCUCUAUACCUCUGACGGUACUUCUAGCAGAAAAAUUCAGCAAAUAUGUAUUUACUACUACAAGCCUUCCUCUCUUUUGACUGUUUGCCUGGUAUAGCCAUAAUUUAUACAAAAUGUUGCUAAUAGAAUAAUUCAUAACUCCAGUUGGCAACCCAGAUGUGCCUUUUAGCAAAUCAACAAUAGUGGCAUGGACAUUCAAGUCACACAUUUCAGCUGUGUGAUGGAACUGGCACAUGUUGCACCGUGGUGCUGCGUUGCAGCAUUGCUCUGACUAAGAGGAGGCAGCCAGAGAAGGCCACAUGUCAUAUGGAUGUGGACAUAAAAUUCCAGAAUAUACAGAUCUGAGAACAAGGUAGAUGAGUAGCCCAAGGCUAUAAUUUUUAUAAGUUAAAAUUACUGAUGAUUAAUACAGAGUAUCUUUGGGGUUUGAUAAAUUUUUCUAAAAUUACUUUAGCAGUGGAUCUGUAACACAUUGAGUUCAAUAUAUAUAUAUAUAUAUAUAUAUAUAUAUAUAUAUAUUCUAUCUCAAUAAAG
Messenger RNA from Mus caroli (Ryukyu mouse), 2950 nucleotides. It is a transcript of the gene Ehhadh, whose product is annotated as enoyl-CoA hydratase and 3-hydroxyacyl CoA dehydrogenase. Gene Ontology annotation, molecular function: NAD+ binding; (3S)-3-hydroxyacyl-CoA dehydrogenase (NAD+) activity. Gene Ontology annotation, cellular component: peroxisome. Lineage: Eukaryota; Metazoa; Chordata; Mammalia; Rodentia; Muridae. Gene Ontology annotation, biological process: fatty acid beta-oxidation. The record is from RefSeq and is a predicted model, not a curated record.